AUGGAGUUAAGGCGAUGCCAUUUGUUGGCUGGACACCUGGAGGAAGGAAAGACUGCACUGUGGACUCCACUCCACUUCCUCGCUUCCUUCCUUCCUUCCGCCCCCAACCCGGUCCACCUUCUUCACUGUUCAACGACCUGGUAUACUCCGCCGGCCGCCGCACUGCCACUGCGCAUCCACACCUACAGUGCAAUCGAUUCUCUUCCUUCAAAACUCCCUUCUGCUGCGUUCGAGGCGUUUCAUAACGGAUCAUGGCAUGGAGUGAAUUCUGUAAGGAUACGGGAUGGUGCUUUGCUUGUAAAAUUUGUCUCCUCUGGAUCCACAGUCCAGCAUGAUAUUGAUGGGUCCUAUCUGCGCAUACGUUCUAGAAAGGCAACUUGCUCUGAUUGCUCACAUGUUCUCAAGCCAGGCGCUGAUGUCUGUGUCUGGCAAGCGACUUACAGAGGAGAAACAAAAGAUUCUGUACCAUUGUGCCGUGAUGCAAGGCUCAUCAAAAUCAAGAGAAAUCAUCAAUUGGAUCGGUGCCUCUGCUUGUUUGCCGUUAUUUUCUAUAAAGACCAGUGCCCGGGCAGCAAAGAAAAAGUGAUAUCCGGUACAAUAGCUGACGUAGUGACGAUAGACGAUAUUUGCAUCUUGCAAAAUCUCCAAUCUGAGGAGCUCCAGGACGGAAGCGUGCAAUGGAAUUCUGCAGUGGACUGCUUCCACCAUAAUAGAAGCAAGCUGCUAAGUGCUAGAUUCUCCCUAGAAGUCGCAUACCUGAUAGUUUUGUCUAGCCUGAGGGGAAUGGAAUUCAACAUCAAGCUGGUCAACGGCAAUAUCAUUUAUCAGAUCAUCAAAGGAGACCAAGCACGGUAUAGUAUUGAUUCCAUGAGCAUACCUCCAGGUUUUGGGAAGAACAUGGACAUAAUAUCAUUCAAACCACGUGAUGAGGCUUUUCGCCCAAUUAUCAGAACAGUUCCAAUCACUCAGGUUAAAGAAGACAAUCUCACAGAAGAUGGGUGUAUCGCUGUGAAGGGCGAAUCUGAUAGUGCACAAGAUGUUGAAGUUUUGUAUGCGCAUGUGGACAUAAGACGCUCAAAGCGUAUGAAAACUCAACCAGACCGCUUUACUAGUUAUGAUACGCCUAAUUUCAAUCGGACCUACAACAAGAAAGAAGCAGAUGGACCAUCUACUAAGAAUGAAAAUUCAGAGAGCGACUUGAGUUGUGAUUCAUCAGAGCAGAGAGAAUCAAGUGAUGAAGAGGUCUUAGGAAAUCCUGGGGUGAACAAAAAAGUUUCUGGGUCUUUCGUGGUCAAGGAAGACCCAAGGUCUAUGAAAGGACAACAGAAGUACCCAGUGAAAAGAAAUCAGUGCUUUUUGCCUAUAAAAGAAAAGCAAAUCUCCAUGGAAACAAAGAAGAACACAACAGAUCAAGGGUGUUCAGAUUCUCACAUUCCACAUACGCCUGCAAAGAAUAUAGAGAAGUGCAAUCGUCCGACAUUUCGACUAAAGUCAUUUGCUUCGUCUCAAAGCCUAGAUGGCAAUAGAGAACCAGCAUUCUGCCAAAAGAGGGGUAGGAAAAGAAAGAAACACAUGUGCCAAAGAGAGUACAAACGAAUGAUAGACCAAUGCAUUGGAAAUAUCCAGUGUGAAGUGGAGAGGGAUUCUGACUUUAAGGUUGAUGCCCAGAUAUUGAAUGGCUGUGGACAUGCUUACCAAGAAGAGGAUUUUACAUGGCCGAUUUCCGCUGAUAGUCAAGAGGAGAAGGAUGAGCUUGAAGAGUUGUGGAAAGAAAUGGACUAUGCACUGGCCACAGUAGCAAUUCAUGAGCAAAAGCAGAUGACAGAUUCAGAAGCCAGUCAUGAGAGCAAUACUGAUUUAGGAAAAAGAGGAGAACACUGUCAUCAUGACUGCAUGCUGGACGAACAGCUUGGUCUGACCUGCAGGCUGUGCAAUGUUGUAUGCACUGAGGCAAAGGAUAUCUUUCCACCGAUGUUCACUGGUAAGGACCACGAGAGGCCUGAAUGGAGCCAUUUUGGUCAGGAUGAUCAUGUACUUGACCUUUCUUUUUUUGAGAUUUGUGCUCCAGAAUCCUCCAAAAUUAAGGAAUCUGGGAAUGUGUGGGCUUCAAUCACUGAUCUUGAACCAAAGCUACUUGCUCAUCAAAGAAAAGCCUUCGAAUUUAUAUGGAAAAACUUGGCAGGAUCAUUACAGUUUGAAGAAAUGGAUGAUUCAACAAGUAAAGGUGGUUGUGUGGUUGCACAUACUCCAGGAGCGGGUAAAACUCUGUUGCUGAUUUCAUUUCUUGUCAGUUACUUGAAAGUUCACCCAAGAAGCCGACCAUUGGUCCUUACUCCAAAAGCUGCAAUCCAUACAUGGAGGAGAGAGUUUCAGAAAUGGGGCAUUUUGCUUCCGUUACAUGUGCUUCACCACUCUAAUAGAACAAGCAAACUGAUGGGAGGUCUCAGUUCGAAACUGCAGGCGGUUUUAAAGAAUUUUCACCGACCAUCGUGGAAAACAAUGCGCAUCAUGGAUUGUCUGGACAAAUUAUGCAAGUGGCAUGAGGAACCAAGCAUUCUUCUCAUGACGUAUUCUUCUUUCUUAUCGCUUGCGAAAGAAGACUCAAAACUGCAUCACCAGGCUUUCAUAACGAAAGUUUUGAUGAACAACCCUGGGCUAUUGAUUCUUGAUGAAGGGCACAACCCAAGAAGCAACAAAUCAAAGGUGAGAAAGCUGCUGAUGAAGGUGAAGACUGAAUUCAGAAUACUCUUGUCUGGUACAGUCUUUCAGAACAACUUCGAAGAGUAUUUCAACACCUUAUCUUUGGCCAGACCUCGUUUUGUCAACGAUGUUAUGACCGCGCUAGUUCCAGAAUCAGAAAAGAAAACACGGAACAGAACUGGCAAACAUCAAGAAGCACUGGCAAGGCGUAUUUUUGUGGAAAGAGUGGGGCAGAAGAUCGAGUCUAGCAGCAAACAUGACAGAAUGGAUGGCAUCUCCUUGUUAAAUGAUCUUACUCAUGGAUUCAUUGAUUCAUUUGAAGGGACAAAACUGAACAUUCUUCCAGGUAUACGUGUGUAUACCCUUUUCAUGAAACCCACUGACGUCCAGGAAGAGGUCCUGGCGAAACUGCCAAUGCCCUUGUCAGGCAAUGUGCGUUACUGUCUCGAGAUUGAGCUGCUCAUCACAAUUGCUUCUAUCCAUCCUUGGCUUAUAAACACAACCAGGUGUGCUAGCACUUACUUCACGCCAGCAGAAGUAGCUAGAGUUGAGAAGUACAAGUGGAACUUUGCUGUUGGUUGCAAGGCAAAGUUUGUGAUUGAUCUUUUGCACAAGUCCUCAUUCAGAGGGGAGAGGGUUCUGAUAUUUUGCCACAAUGUGGCCCCAAUAACCUUUCUUGUCAAGCUGAUAGAGAUAGUCUUUGGAUGGCGUCUUGGGCAGGAAAUCCUGGUGCUGCAAGGAGAUCAAGAACUGCCUGUGCGGUCAGAUGUCAUGGAUAAAUUCAACAGUGACAGAGAAGGGAAGAGGAAGGUGCUGAUUGCUUCGACAACAGCCUGUGCCGAGGGUAUCAGUUUGACCGGUGCAUCAAGAUUGGUGAUGCUGGAUUCGGAGUGGAACCAUUCGAAGACCAGGCAGGCAAUCGCAAGGGCAUUCCGACCUGGCCAGGAGAGAAUGGUGUUUGUCUACCUUCUUGUGGCGUCUGGGACAUGGGAGGAAGAUAAAUACAACAGUAACAGGAGGAAAGCUUGGAUCGCGAAAAUGGUCUUCUUUGGGCGUUAUUUCGAUGACCCAUUGCAAAAUCGUGUGACUGAAAUCGAUGAUGAGGUUCUGAAGGAGCUUGCUGAUGAAGAUGAGACCAAUACUUUCCAUAUGAUACCUCCAAUCUCUUUUAUCAAAGCCGAAGUCUGUGGCCUUUUCGGUAGUGUCUUCUGUGAUUUUGGACCUGAGUUUACUGUCAUUGAUGUUGAUGGUGAAGAUCCACAUACUGGUAUAAUUGCAUCCAUCAGCAAUGACAGUCCUGCAAUGGUAUCCUGUGUUGAUGAUGAGAGGCUUGAGUUUCAGGAUGGUGAUCUUGUUGUUUUCUCUGAGGUCCAAGGCAUGGCAGAAUUGAAUGAUGGAAAACCAAGGAAGGAACCAAAGGUUCUACGCUUCAAGGCACUAAGAGAUGCAAUGAGAGAUCCUGGCGAUUUCCUUCUAAGCGACUUUUCAAAGUUUGAACGAUCACCUGUGCUUCAUCUAGCCUUUCAAGCUCUGGAUAAAUUUAAGAAGGAACAUGGACGCUAUCCUACCACUGGCUGUGAGCAGGAUGCUCAAACUUUCCUGAAGUUUGCUGCCGAUAUUAAUGAAGCUUCUGUUGGUCCUAAGCUGGAAAACAUUGAUGAAAAGUUGCUCCGUCAUUUUGCAAGUGGUUCUCGAGCUGUUUUGAACCCAAUGGCCGCAAUGUUUGGUGGUAUUGUUGGUCAAGAAGUUGUGAAGGCAUGUUCAGGGAAAUUCCAUCCGCUUUACCAGUUGGAUCCCCAAGGUUUGAAGCCUUCAAAUAGCCGCUAUGAUGCUCAGAUCUCUGUAUUUGGUUCCAAGCUUCAGAAGAAGAUGCUAGAUGCAAAUAUUUUCAUUGUGGGUUCUGGCGCUCUUGGAUGUGAGUUCUUGAAGAACCUUGCCUUAAUGGGUGUCUCUUGCAGCUCCAAGGGAAAGCUAACUAUAACAGAUGACGAUGUCAUUGAGAAAAGCAAUCUGAGUCGCCAAUUUCUGUUCCGUGACUGGAACACUGGGCAAGCAAAGUCUACUGUAGCUGCAGCCGCCGCCAUUGACAUCAACCCCAGCCUCCAAAUUGACGCUCUUCAGAACCGUGCCUCUCCUGAUACCGAAAAUGUGUUCCAUGACACAUUCUGGGAUGGACUGGAUAUUGUCAUCAAUGCCCUUGAUAAUUUUCAGAAGCCACUACUGGAGUCAGGGACAUUGGGCGCAAAGUGCAAUACACAAAUGGUCAUUCCUCACCUUACUGAAAAUUAUGGAGCUUCAAGAGACCCACCUGAGAAGCAGGCACCCAUGUGCACAGUCCAUUCUUUUCCACACAAUAUUGAUCAUUGCUUGACAUGGGCCCGUUCAGAGUUCGAGGGUUUGCUAGAGAAAACACCAAAUGAAGUAAAUUCUUUUCUGUCUAAUCCUGCUCAAUAUGCUGCUGCCAUGAGGAAGGCAGGUGAUGCCCAAGCAAGGGAAUUACUUGAACGCGUCUCUGAAUGUCUUGACAAGGAGCGAUGCAAUACAUUUGAGGACAGCAUAACUUGGGCCCGAUUGAGAUUUGAGGAUUAUUUCUCAAACCGCGUGAAGCAGCUUACAUUCACUUUUCCUGAAGAUGCUGCUACUAGCACAGGCACUCCUUUCUGGUCCGCCCCAAAGCGCUUUCCCCGCCCUCUGCAAUUUUCAGCCACUGAUUCAUCUCACAUCAACUUCAUCAUGGCUGCUUCAAUACUGAGAGCAGAGUCAUUUGGGAUUGCUAUACCUGACUGGGCAAAGAACACAAGUAAGCUGGCUGAUGCGGUCAAUAAGGUUGCAGUUCCUAAAUUUGAGCCAAAGAAAUGGAUGAAUAUUGUGACAGAUGAGAAGGCUACUAACCUUUCUAGUGCCUCAGUUGAUGAUGUUGCUGUUAUUAAUGAUCUUUUGACCAAGUUGGAAGAAUAUGCCAAGGGCUUGCCUCCAGGAUUCCAAAUGAAACCUAUCCAAUUUGAGAAGGAUGAUGACACUAAUUUUCACAUGGAUUUAAUAGCUGGGCUUGCAAACAUGCGCGCAAGGAACUACAGCAUUCCUGAGGUUGACAAGUUGAAGGCUAAGUUCAUCGCUGGAAGGAUCAUCCCGGCCAUCGCAACUUCGACAGCCAUGGCCACAGGUCUCGUGUGCCUGGAGCUAUACAAGGUCAUUGCUGGGGAGCACCCCAUCGAGGAUUACCGCAACACAUUUGCCAACCUAGCUCUACCGCUGUUCUCAAUGGCUGAACCAGUUCCGGCGAAGGUUAUAAAGCAUCAAGACCUGAGCUGGACCAUAUGGGACCGCUGGACUGUCAAGGGCAACUUGACUAUCGCUGAACUCCUGCAGUGGUUCAGUGACAAGGGCCUCAGCGCUUACAGCAUGUCCUGCGGCACUUCUCUGCUGUACAACAGCAUGUUCGCGAGGCACAAGGAGAGGCUGCAGAAGAAGGUUGUAAGGUGGAGGUUCCUGAAUACCGGAAGCACAUAG
Miscanthus lutarioriparius is the source of this 6210-nucleotide messenger RNA. The record is from the annotation of a GenBank genome assembly. Lineage: Eukaryota; Viridiplantae; Streptophyta; Magnoliopsida; Poales; Poaceae.